This is a messenger RNA of Styela clava, 2451 nucleotides long. NCBI's taxonomy places the organism in Eukaryota, Metazoa, Chordata, Ascidiacea, Stolidobranchia, Styelidae. The record is from RefSeq and is a predicted model, not a curated record.
AUUCUGUUAUUCAAUGAAUAUAUGUUAUAUUAUGUUAUUUUCAAUAAAACACUAUAGGAAAUGAAUUCAAAACCUACCUCUUUUCUCAACAGACUGCGUUAUUCUUAUUUGAAGGGUGAUAAUGAGCAAAGCUGAAACUAUACUGAGUUCGAUUGUAUCCACAGUUGGAGCAAUCGCAAUUACAAUUUUAGCGUUGAAACUGGUUGGAUUUCUACGAAAAUUUUUUGUACGAGAAAGCUAUGAUCAUGGUCUGAGAUAUGGACAACACACAUGGGCCCUAAUUACCGCACCAACGUCCACCACAGGGAGUGGAUUUGCACUGCAACUCGCAAAACGGGGUUUUCAUAUUGUUCUUGUUGGUAGAGACAUUGAAAAAAUGCACAGACUGAGAGAUUUAAUAGUGUUGAAACAUAUGGUGAAGGUCCGAACAAUUGUGGCUGAUUUCCGCAAAGCAUUUUCUCUACCCUUUUACAACGACAUAUUGCGACAAGUUGAAGAUUUAGAUGUUUCUAUCGUUGUCAAUGCGGUCGGAUGCGCCGGAUUGUCAGAAAAAUUUCAUCAAAUGUCAGCAGAAAAAAUAAGAGAGUGUCUUGUUGUAAAUACGUUCGGUUGCGUGUUAUUGUGUCAACAAUUUCUUCCGAGACUUGUCCAGAGAUUUCAUCGAAGUGCAAUCAUCAACAUUAGCAGCGAGAUUGCACAUCAAGCAAUUCCGGGGAUGGCAGUGUCGUCGGGAUCAAAAGCAUUUAUUACGCAGUUUACAAUGGCCGCAGCGUACGAAUACAGAGAUAAAAUUGACAUUAUGGCGACACAGCCGUUAGCCGUUAAGAAAAAGAGAACUGACGGGGAAGAAGGACGAAAUUUGAUUAUCAUCGACUCGGAAGCAUUUGCAUCUGCUUGCCUUCGUCAACUAGGACACACCAGCACAACAUCAGGACAUUGGAUACAUGCACUUCAAUCCGGAUUUUUCUGGAUCUGGCCAAAUGAAUGGAAGCUCGCUGUCUGGGAAAAAUUUAUAAUGCCUAAACAUUUUGAAAUGAUCAAGGAACCAAGGCUCGUGUCCGCAUCUACCCUACAAUGAAUAACGCAAAAAGAUAAAAAUUCCUAAAGUUUCUGCUUUAAACGAUGCGCAUGUAGGUCUGAGAUAUCAAGCUUAAACAAAAAGCUUUUCUAUACACAUUAUAAAAAGUAGGCAAACUUUUAUCGCUGCUUCAUAUCGAUUGUAACAUUUGUUGACGUUUCAGAAGUUAUUGACAAUAAGUCCCCCAAUUAAUAGGCCGAUAUUCCGAGCAUAUAUAUGUUUAUGCCUAUGCUUGCUUCAAUAUAUUCAGUUAAAAACGACCACUUUUGUCACAUAUCUUCUAGUCAUAUGUAUGGUAGAUGAGAAAUUUACAAAAGAGCAUUAUUGUAGGUAUGAAGGGUUCGGUAAUUUACUUACCCGAAAAUCCUGAAAAUGUUGGAAUUGUAAGCACAAUUUGGUAUCAAUAUUCUGUUAUCGUGAAAAUGGGAAGUUGUCAGUGUAAACUAUAUGUCGUGUGGAUGCAUCAAAUUAUGAAAUUGUGGGUGUUCUGGAAGUCUUAGAAUACAUAUUUGAUAUCAUCUGCUAUGAUGGACGUAAGUGUGCGCCGACGUUCACAGAUAAACUGGAUACGAAUAAAAUAAAGGAAGUCGAAGUCAAUAAAAGAAUGUUUAAUUAUAAACACUGAUAUUUGAAAAGAAAUUGGAAAUGCAAUAUAAAGAGAAAUCACCUUUUGUGUUUAUAAAUACUCGGGGAAUGAAAAAUGUAGCAGUAGAUAAUGCUUAACAGAAGGCAGUGUACACAGUAUUAAGUAAAAUCCUUAUACAAAAUACACUGAACAGCACGUUAUAAAAACAAACUUUAACGGGACUCAAAUUAGUAGAAUGAAGAUCCAAAUGCAUCCAUUCCUGAUUAUUGGAUCAGAUUAUAUAUUCAUUUUCUAAGCUAUUUAAUUUGGUCAUGGCAAUGAAAAUUGUUUAGUUUGACAAUGAAUGAAAAAGUUGAGAAAAAUAUUUCUAAGAAAUGAAAUAUCUAUGGGCAGACAACGAUAGUCACAAUCUGAGCACAAUAAUUAUUCAUGUUCACUGAAAUUCCGAAGGCUUCCCCAGUUUAUGGAUUAACAAGAUGAAAAAUGGCUUGUUUGAAAGAAUAUUUAUUCGCUGAUGACACGGAAACGAAACACCAAUCCGGACUUUUGGUGAAACGCACAUUACCAGGGUGACAGCCAGGCUUGUCCGUGGGAACGGGAUUCCCAUGGGAAUGGGACAGCACACAUUUGUAUUUCCCAUGAGACAUGUGGGACACGAAUCAACGGAUGAUUUUCGGGGAAAUGAUGCUAAAACACUUCGUUAUGGACUUCGUGUCCAUAUAUUUGAACAUAGCUCUCUUGUUAGUUAUAAAGAGCAAAAUGUAUUCAGCAUUAACAAUAUACUUUG